UGAGUGGAGGUCUCUGACUACUUGUCUGCCUUUGUCUUGCUCUGACACACCCUCUGGAGCAGAUCCCCGUCCAGGGACUUGCAGUGAGGAUCUCCAGCAGCCAGGAGGGCACAUUGCCUGUGAAUGACCUUGGUCACUUAUAUUUAUAUUACACUCCCUUGAUGUUUUACAGGAUGUCUCUAUGGAUACAGGAAUAAACAGCAGAUAAUAGCCCCACAGUCCUUACAGCAGCAUUUCAUUCUACAGGGCCGGGCGGAGGAGCAGAGCACAGGGAAGCAGGAGGGAAAACAUGGCAGAAAACGCAGAUCUUACUUCUCUGGAAGAAAGCUUCAAAAAGUUUGCCAUCUAUGGUGAUACAAAGGCAACUGGUCAAGAAAUGACUGGCAAAAACUGGGCCAAGCUUUGUAAAGAAUGCAAAGUCAUCGAUGGGAAAAGUGUGACCGGAACCGAUGUUGACAUUGUGUUCUCCAAAGUAAAAGCGAAGACAGCAAGGGUCAUCAACUAUGAAGAAUUUAGAAAGGCGUUAGAGGAAUUGUCAGCAAAAAGGUUUAAAGGAAAGAGUAAAGAAGAAUCAUAUGACGCCAUCUGCGAACUUGUGGCUGGAAAAGAACCUGUAAGCUCCGGAGUGACGAAGGCUGCAACAACCGGAGCUGUGGAUCGUCUGACAGAUACAGCCAAGUACACCGGAUCCCACAAGGAACGCUUUGAUCCGAGUGGGAAAGGCAAAGGCAAAAGCGGUCGAGAGACCAUUGUAGAAAACACUGGCUAUGUGGCCUCCUACAAGAACGCAGGCACCUAUGAUGCUAAAGUGAAGAAAUAGACACCAGAAGAGGAUACAACUUUCCUCAGCUCCUGCAUAAUUAACUUCAGUGUUCCCAAUGAAGUAAGGAAGUCAUUCUGGUAGUGAUGAAGAUAAUAUUAAAAGUGGAUGAUUAAUGCGGUAUAAGAGUCAAGAAUAUCUGUAGCAGAAUACAAUUGUCAGCAAAUUAGUAUCGGAUUGGAGGUAUACAUACAAUAUCGUUGAUAAGCAUGUCUUGAUGAUAGUAACUGUGCAUGUAUCUCAUAAUCUCUCGUAUACACAUAAUUAUUUGCUAUAAGAAAUAUCACAUACUUGUGUAUAAGUUAAAUGCCACCAAACCCUCUGUAAUAACUCAAUUCUUGUGUACAGUGCCUUCACAAUUCUGGCUUUCUAAAUUGGUUGCUAAAGGGAUUGUACAAUAUUGAUGACCCAUCCCCAGGAUCUGAUCCAUGUGGAUCUAACUCCAGCACCCCCACCAAUCAGCUGUUUGAAGAGGCAGAGGUGCUCUUCAGAGCAUACCAAGCACCGCGCUGUACACUGUAUAGUGGCUGUACUUCGUAUUUCAAGCCAAGCUCAUCCGCUUGAAUGGGACUGAGCUACAAUCAGGCCAUCUGAAUGACAAACGUAGCAUCACGGGCCAAGAAAGUGGCUGCAGCACCUACUAGAUCGCUGAGGCCUCUCCAAACAACUGAUUGGGGGGUGUUAGGAGUUGGACCCCCACCUAUUAGAUAUUGAUGACCUAUCCUGAGGAUAUACCAUGAAUAUUGAGCUCUUAUUGAGGUCUAUGGUAAGCACCUCACCUCAUCUGAGUUGAGUAGGAAGAUUUUGUCCAAGGAGUCCUACUAAUAUUGGCCCUGAAUCAGUGUCGGUCUGGGGUUCCUUGGGCCCAACAGAGGAAAUUAUUCUCCCUAUAUCAUCAAUAAUGUCUACUAGGUUUUAAAUGAUGGAAGUAGACCCCAGUGGCAAGUGAUUAUCUCUAAUGGCAGCUCCAAAUGGCUUUUUUUUUCUCAACAAGAUCCUUUGGGGCCCACUAUUGCAUCUGUGCCUGAGCCCAUUGGAGGGUCUUCUGGUUCUCUGGUGGGCCAAUCCAACCCUGCCCAGAAUAUGAGAUGAAUGGUGCAUAUGGUUGAAUUGAUGGUGGUGCCUACGUUUGGCUCCUUCUUACUAUUGUCCUAACCGUUAAGACGUUGUUCUUGACAUGUACUAAAUUCUGGUCUAUUUUAGAUAAGCUAUAUCCUAAUCCAUUAACUACAGGAUCUAUUAUAACAUAGAAGGACUAUAUGUCUUCCAAGCCUGCCACAUGGAAAGUGGAACUGUCACCCGACAAAAAAAGUCGUGUUGUCAUUUAUGUCAAGAGUAUUUCAGUGGCACUCUCUGAUAAUUCCCCAAAAUAGUCUAGAAGAGGUUAACGUCACCAGCUGGUUUAAUAUAUAGAUGGCAGAUACUAGUCAGUAUGGACACAAAACAGCAUGCCAAGAACAAUGAUCUUAUCACGCUAAACAGAGUAAAUACAGAUCCUGUAUGGCAUGAUGUCUGCAACCCCAUCCUUCUACGCAAAUGGAAGAGUUCCUUUGACUUUUUGAAAAUUGCAAUAAUUCAAAACUUGCUGGGAGUCUUAAAUAUAUGUCAGGUUAUGUUCACACCACCUUUUUUCUAUGCAAUCCGCACAUAAUCUGCCCUCCAUUUUUUUAGUGCUGUGCAGAUUCCAAAACCAUGUCAAGAAGGAACAUGUCCCUUCUUGGCAUGGGAUCUGCAUGGAUAUCACGCUAACACUACAGCGGGUGUCCACGGCAUUCAAACUACAAAUCUGCAGCAGAAGUCCAAAGGCCUCAGAUAUGUGUUGUGGAUUCCACAGCAACUACACAUCAGAUUUUUAUUUCCAGCAUGUAUUUUUACUGUCUGAACAUACCCUGAAAGAGGUUUUCCAGGUUUUAUAUAAAUGAUGUGUAAUCACUGUAUAGAUGAAAAGUUCUAUAACUGUCUAAUAUAUUUUGUGCUGUCAGUGAAUGAGAUCACUGUUAUAUACAUUCAAAGGCUUGAAACUCCUACAAAGCUAGUCCUGCUCUCAGCUAAGAAGCGCUGUAGAUACUGUACAAUGUACAGAUGGGAUCCUCCUUACCUUUCCUCUUAGCUGGGCAUUUCCUGAUACGUGAAGACUAGCUUUUUAGAACAACAUGAUUUUGUGAUAUUGUAUCACAAGAUGUCUAUCAUCUAUGCGGCCACCCAGUGGUUGUGUUGUGUAUUGCAGCCUUUCAAGGGUUUUGUUAGGAUCUCACACAUUAUACUGAAUUGGUUUCAUGAGAAAUUGGAGCCCUUAAACAAAAAUUGAAUCAUACAUGUAGCUCACAGAACAAUAUGUAGGCUUGAACAAUAGCAUCAACUUUUCAGGUCUAGCAGGGCUAGAUGCACAAUUUUCAACCUUUGCAUAUAAACAGCAGCAUUCUCACUCACCCACAGUACAUUAAUACAUUGAAAAUGCUGAGAAAUUGAAACAUGAAGCAUAUUAGAACAUUGGAAACAUUUAAUUUAUAUAAUGAUUAAAGGCUAUGUACACCUUUGGAGUAAUUUUUUUAAUGAUUGCAUUUAAUUUAUUUUUGGCUAAAAAUCAUAUUUUCAAUUGGCCUUUAUUAAAAAUAUUGAGCUGUUCAGUCACAAAGG
Molecule: messenger RNA, 3457 nt
Organism: Bufo gargarizans (Asiatic toad)
Lineage: Eukaryota; Metazoa; Chordata; Amphibia; Anura; Bufonidae
Gene: TPPP3
Product: tubulin polymerization promoting protein family member 3
Exons: 4
Coding region: 290-820 (176 amino acids)
Biological process (GO): microtubule bundle formation; microtubule polymerization; positive regulation of protein polymerization
Cellular component (GO): microtubule
Molecular function (GO): tubulin binding
Source: RefSeq, a predicted model, not a curated record